AUGACGUCGACUGUACGUUCGAAAUUUACACAUUCUCAAUCAUGUAAUCCAAAUAUGUCUCAACAGCCACAUCCAUUUUUACGUAUGCAAAUAGUGAAUUUUCAAGUGAAUAAUAAUCAAUGUGUAAAUUUGUCGAAUGUUCAAACACAAAUUGAACUUAAAGAAAAAUAUCGAUCAACACGAGAUAAUGCUGAAAAGCCAGCGAAAGUAAAAUUUCCGACCUACAUUGAAAAAGAGAAAUGUAUUCCAUUUGAUGCUGGUUUAAUACAUAAAAUAAAGCGACAAAUUAUAAUUCGAAUUCAUUGGAAUAAUAUUACUUAUACAUUCGAGUCAGAUUUAGAUGCAUUAAAAAAAAUAGCUGAUGGACAUCGACAUCGAUUUCUUUUUAUACCACAAGCUCAAGCUGAACUGAUUGUAAAAUAUAAAGAUUCCUCUGGACGAACACUUCGUCAAGAGAAUAUUAUACAAGGUGCAAAUCGUUAUGCUGAACGACGUCAACAAAUUUAUAAACAUUUUGGUCAUGAAUUUCUACCAAAAGUAUUUAAAUUACCAACAUUUUGUUCUGUAUGUUCAGAUUUUCUUUGGGGCUUUUCUUAUCAAGGUUUUCAAUGUCAACGAUGUGAUUGUGUUGUACAUAAAGGAUGUUAUAGUAGAUUCGCAUGUCCAUGUAAAGGAAAAAAAUAUCCUGAUCUUAAAAUUAAUGUUCCUCAUCAUUUUGAACAACAACCAUUUUCGUUAAAACCUGUUUUUUGUGAUCAUUGUGGUAGUUUUGUUCGACCUGGUCAUGCACAUAAAUGUUCUCAUUGUGCAAUGACUGUACAUCGUCGUUGUAUAGCAAAAGUGGGUAAUUAUUGUGGAUGUGAAGAAAAUGUUUUAGCAUUAUAUGAAAAAUGGAAAGAAACACAUUAUGGUGAAGCAGAUAAUGAUUAUCAAUAUAAUGGUGAUUUAUAUAAUAUUUAUUCAAGUUUGGAUAAUACUGAUCGAUCACAGGAUGUUCAAAAAGAAAUUGAACGUAUAUCAAAAUGUUAUCGAUCGAAUGUAACAUCUGGAUUUGAUAUAAAUCAAUUUCGAUUGAUACGUACAUUAGGACAGGGAAUGAAUGGAGCAGUUUAUCUAGCACAAUAUGGUCGAAAUCAUUAUGCAAUGAAAGUACUUCGCAAAAAUCUUGUACUAGAAGGACAUGAUUUACCUUAUGUUAUGUCAGAGAGACAAAUAAUGGCUGAAAGUCGAUCAAAUCCAUUUAUAACUCAAUUAAUUUAUGCAUUUCAAAAUGCUGAAAGAUUAUUUUUCUUAAUGGAAGUAGCUCGAGGUGGUAACCUUUAUCGUAUUCUUUUAAAACAAACACCUCGACCAUUUCCAUAUGAGCGUAUUGUUUUUCAUUCUGGAGAGAUAGCCUGUGCACUUUCAUUUCUUCAUUCAAAAUUUAUCGCUUAUCGUGAUCUAAAACCUGAAAAUGUUUUUAUUUUUGAAGAUGGUCAUACUAAAUUAGGUGAUUUUGGUUUAUGUAAACAAAAUACUGAUCAACACCCCAAAGCAACGACAUUUUGUGGUACACAAGAAUAUAUAGCUUAUGAAAUCUUUAAACAUUUUGAAUAUGAUGAAAAUGUUGAUUGGUGGUCAUUGGGUAUAAUGAUCUAUGAAUUAUUCACAUUUAUAACACCAUUUUAUGAUGAAGAUGAAACACAAAUCGAAGAAAAUGUUCUUUUUAAAGAUGUUUGUUAUCCUGAAACAUUACCAAAAGAAGCUAAAAAAAUUAUCUCAGGUUUACUUGAACGUGAUCCAAAGCGACGAUUAGGAAAUAAGAAUUCACCAUUAGGAUUGCUAAAAGACCAGCUAUUUUUUAAAGAACCGUUUACAUUGGAUAAUAUUGAAAAUCGUCGAGUCCCUCCACCAUGGGUUCCAAGUUCAUUAAUAUCGUUUGAACCCAAUGAUGAACAACUACGUUUAUCUGAAUUUGAACAAAAAGAUAAAGUUUUAUUAUUAUCAACACCACCAGACACAUUUCGUGGUUUUUCUUAUAUCAAUCCCAAUGUUCUAAAAAAUCAGACAGAAAUAUUUUAA
Rotaria sp. Silwood1 is the source of this 2061-nucleotide messenger RNA. Lineage: Eukaryota; Metazoa; Rotifera; Eurotatoria; Philodinida; Philodinidae. The record is from the annotation of a GenBank genome assembly.